Messenger RNA from Juglans regia (Persian walnut), 2787 nucleotides. RefSeq lists its product as uncharacterized. The coding region runs from base 1 to 2787 and encodes 928 amino acids. Gene Ontology annotation, biological process: telomere maintenance; DNA repair. The record is from RefSeq and is a predicted model, not a curated record. The transcript is spliced from 2 exons. Lineage: Eukaryota; Viridiplantae; Streptophyta; Magnoliopsida; Fagales; Juglandaceae. Gene Ontology annotation, molecular function: DNA helicase activity.
AUGUACGUAAAAAUUGAGACGUCAAGAUUGGAUUAUUUUCGUAAUAAGCAACAAGAGAUUCGAUCUGAAGUAUAUCAAGGAAUAGUUGACAGUCUAUCAAUUGGACAAAGCAAUGCUUCUAAAGUUGGUAAACGCAUCAUUCUGCCUUCUUCUUUUAUUGGAGGUCCAAGAGAUAUGCGUAAGAGAUAUAUGGAAGCAAUGGCUUUAGUCCAACGCUUUGGAAAACCGGACAUCUUUUUAACCAUGACAUGCAACCCAAGUUGGAAAGAAAUCUUAGAUGAAUUGGGUCCACAAGAAGAAGCACAAAAUCGUCCUGAUUUGAUUGCACGUAUCUUUAGAGCAAAAUUAGAAGAACUGAAGGAUGAAUUAUUCAAACGGGAGAUAUUUGGGAAAGUUUCAGCAUACGUAUACGUCAUUGAACAUCAAAAAAGAGGACUACCACAUGCACAUUUCUUGAUCAUACUACAAAGAGAUUGGAAAAUCUAUACUCCAGAAUCUUUUGAUGAAAUUGUAUCAGCAGAAAUACCAGACAGAGAAAAAAAUCUACAUUUACACAAGACAGUAAAAAGACAUAUGAUGCAUGGCCCCUGUGGAGUACUGAAUCCGAACAAUGUGUGUAUGAAAGCAAAUGGCAGUUGUAAAAACCACUUUCCAAAAGGUUUUGUACCUAACACAACCGUUGGAAUCGAUUGUUUUCCACAGUACAAACGUUGUGAUAAUGGAAUGACUGUCAAAGUCAGAGGUACAGAUUUAGAUAACCGUUGGGUUGUUCCACAUAAUCCAUAUCUCCUCGCAAAAUUUGAUUGUCACUUGAAUGUAGAAAUUUGCUCAACAAUCAAAGCAGUCAAAUACCUUUAUAAGUACAUUUAUAAAGGUCAUGAUCGUGUUGCUUUCAACUUGAUUCCUGGACAAAACAUCCAAGAUAUAGAUGAAAUCCAACACUUUCAAUCAGCCAGAUGGAUCGCUCCACCAGAAGCUAUGUGGAGAAUAUACGGUUUUAUUCUUAAUGAAAUGCAUCCAUCAGUUUACAGUUUAUAUCUACAUCUUGAAAAUCAACAUCUGGUAGCUUUUCAUGCACAUGACAACCUUAACAAUAUUCUGAGAUCUGAUUUUACGGCAAAAUCAAUGUUGACUGAAUUCUUUUCAACAAAUCAAACUAAUGAAAAUGCACGAAAACUACUGUACAAAGAAUUUCCUGAAGCUUUUGUUUGGAACCAACAACACAAAAUAUGGACUCCAAGAAAGAAGAAAACUGUUAUAGGCCGCAUUGUUACAGCAAGUCCAUUCGAAGGUGAAAGGUAUUACUUACGGAUAUUGUUAAAUCAUAUAAGAGGCCCUUUAUCAUUUGACCACAUCAAAACAGUUGGCAACGUCACUGCACCAACCUUUCGUGAAGCAGCUACAUUACAUGGUUUGUUACAAAGAGAUACCAGUUUGCAAGAUUGUAUGCAAGAGGCUUCCUUAUACCAAAUACCACACAGUUUAAGACGGCUAUUUGCAACAAUUUUAGUAUACUGUAAUCCAACAAAUCCUAGAGAACUUUGGGAAUAUUUUGAACAAGAUAUGUCAAGUGAUUUCCAAACAAGUGUUGCAACAUCAGCAGAUAUUAGGACAAAAGUCUUACGAAGCAUCUCUUCUACACUUGAAUCGAUGGGAAAAGACAUAAACAUGUUUCAUUUAAUAGAACAUGAUGUCUCUUUUGAUCAGAACGAAACUGAAGCUAGAGAAAUAAAUGAUGAAUUUGCAGUUUCAAUACCAGAAGAAGAUCUUAUGGCUUCGAUGAGUCUUAAUUCUGAACAACAACACGCAUAUGAAUCAAUUUUGCAGAAAGUCCUUCUAAAUGAAUCUGCUGCAUUUUUUAUUGAUGGUCCGGGCGGAACAGGGAAAACAUUCUUAUAUAAAGCACUUCUCGCUACAGUAAGAUCAAGAAACUUAAUUGCUCUUGCAACUGCAUCGUCUGGUGUUGCUGCAUCUAUUUUACCUGGAGGUCGAACAGCCCAUUCACGCUUCAAAAUUCCAUUAGAUCUUGACAAAAAUAGUACUUGUUGUGUAAGCAAACAAAGUGCUCUUGCCAAAUUGUUACGUCUUGCAAAGCUAAUCAUAUGGGAUGAAGCACCUAUGUCUAGAAAAGAAUGUAUGCAAGCAUUGGAUAAAAUGUUACGAGACAUAACUGAUUCAAGAUUACCAUUUGGUGGAAAAAUUAUCGUAUUCGGUGGAGAUUUUCGUCAAGUCUUACCUGUGAUUCGGAAAGGCACAAGACAAGAAGAAGUUAAUGCCAGUUUAGCAUCGUCAUAUUUGUGGUCUACUUUAACUAAGAUUAGGUUGAGUGAGAAUAUGCGAGCAAGAUUCGAUCCAAACUUCUCAAAUUAUUUACUUCAGGUCGGAAAUGGAACAACACCAAUCACAAUUGAGAAUAAGAUCAAAAUUCCCAAUGAAAUGCUCAUUCCUUACAGAAAUGAUGUGGAGUCUUUAGAUGAUCUGAUCGAUGCAGUCUUCCAAGAUAUUGGCAGCUAUUCAGAAAAUUUAUCCGAAAUGACAAAUCGAGCUAUCUUGACACCAAAGAACAACUCUGUCGAUGAGAUAAAUACAAUACUUAUUCAAAGAUUUCCUGGUACAGUUACACAAUACUAUAGCUUCGAUGAAACGAUUGAUACAUCAGAACAAGGAAUCAUGGAGGAUUUUUUAAAUACAUUGACACCAAAUGGACUUCCACCUCAUGAGCUUUGGUCACCACACCGGAAAAAGAGUUUUCAUACCAAGAAUUCCUUUCUUGCCAAAUGCAGAUGA